AUGCCUUGCGUGCGCGACGUCGAGGUGGACGUCACGGCGCUCCAGCUCAACGCGUCGCCGUCGGAGGCGCGCGAGGCGUCUAGCAGCUCUCUUGCUGUCCCGCUCAACGACGGCGAGCCGCUUCUCUCCCUCGCCGGCGCGGACGGCUCGGACCCUUCCUCACGGCUGCUGCUGCUGCCGACGGCGGGGCCGGCCUCGUGGCUGGCGACACCGCAGCGCGGCCACAUCCGGCUCCGCUCUGGCGAGCAGCGGCAGCGGGCGUCGAUGGCUCGCAUACACGGCGCGAUGAUGCGGCGAGCGACGCUGCUGCAGCGGCGCAACGCCGGCGCGUCGGCGUCGUCCCUGCGCGCGGUGUGGGACGCGGAGAAGCUGAAACCAAGCCACGCGUUCCUGCAUCCCUUCUUCGAAGACUUGAUUGACUCCUUGCAGGUGUGGGACGCUGACGAGCUCAACGCGACCGUCGCGGUCUUCAACCCCUCCCUCUCCGAGACCGAGCCGUUGCUCGAGCCAUGGCGCGUGACCGCCGCGGUGGCCAAGCAGCCAAACGAGCGUUUCUCGUCGGUGCGCGUCGAAGCGUCGCCGCUCCACCUCAACGUCACCCCCGCCCUGCUCGCUCUGCAGCCCCACAUCGCCGCCGUCGCCGGCGGCGGCGUGUCCGCGUCGCGCCCCGCCGCCCUCUCCACCUCCUCCCCGCCGCUGCUCGUGCGCAACCGGUCGGGCGUGCCUCUGCGCGCCGCGCUGCACGGCGACCGCCACCGCUUCCCCUCCUCCGCGGCGGUUCACGCGAGCUCGUCCGAGAGCGGUGCCUCGAGCGACCCCCUCCGACAGGCGCCUACUCCGCGCGUCAGCACCACCAGCGAAUGGAGUGUGAACGAAUCAGGCUUCUCCGCCAGCGGCCUCCCCGCCGCCGAAGCGCCGCCGCGGGCGCCGCUAGUCGAGGCGGAGAGCGACGACCCGCGCCUCGCCCGCGGCUGCUCCGCCGCCGUCUCGCUCGACGCCCUGGGCGCCGCCGACGAGAUCAGCUUUGAGGGCGGCGGAGUGCUCGGCGUGUCGAUCGAGCCCGGCCCGCCCGGCUUCGAGCUCCUCUCGUCGUCCGUCGCCGUCUGCCCGCGCUUCGUGGUGAUCAAUCGGCUGCCAGAGUCGCUGCAGCUGCGGGCCGAGGUGCUGCCCGCGCGUGGGGACGUCGAGCUGCCUGCCGCCGCGCCGCCGCACGUGGAGCUGGCGGCAGGCUCGCGCACCGACGUGUACUGCUUCGAGGGCGGCGGCGCCGACGCGGCGCUCCGAGACGCGUCCGAGCCGCUCGUGCGAGCGUCGGUGGUGGCCAAGGGGUGCACCAUCUUCAUCGCGCUCUGCGAGUACCCCCUCGCCGACAUCAAGGAGCUGCCCUCCCUCGAGCUGCCGGGCGGCCGCAAGCUGUACGUGGCGACCUUCUCGCGCCUCGGACUCGUGGGCCUCGCCGCGCCGCUCGGCGGCGCGUCGCGGCUGCAGCUGCAGCUCUGUCUGUCUGCCGUCUCGGUCUCGCUAGUCGAGUCGGGUCCGAAGGGGACGCCGCGCGAGCUGCUCGGCGCCGCGCUGCGCGGAGUCCGCCUGCGGCUCGCUCCGUCGGCCGAGGGGCUCGACACGCGUGUGUCGGUCGACUUGCUGCAGCUCGCGCCGCUCACGCUCGCUCUCGAGGCGACGGUGCUAGCCCGCCUCGCCGUCAUCGUCCCGCGAUCGCGCCAGGGGCAGGCCGGCGGUGGGGACGGCGGAGAGAGCGGUGGCGCGCACGGCGCGCGGCUGCUGGUGCAGCGGCUCUCGGCGACGCUUGAGGAGCCUCCCGACUGGUCGCGCCGGCGGCCAAUCUACAUCGAGUCGCUGCUGAUCGGCCAGAUCGACCUGACCAUCUCGAGCGCGCUCGAGGUCCAGCGCGACGACGCGCCCCGCCAGCCUGCGGGCGAGGCCGCGCGCGGCGGAGGGCUGCUUUCGGUCGGCGGCGGCGGCGCGCCGUCGGAUUGGAUGGCGGCGGCGAGCGCGGUGCCGCUGCUCGCUCACGCGCUCCAGUCGAUGGUGGUCCUCGCCAAGGGCAUCGGGCUCAACUUCGCCUCGGUCUCGGGCGUGCCGCUCUCCUUCGCCACGACGAGCCAGCAGCGCGUCUUCUACACGCCCUCCGAGCUGCUCUACCGGCUGCGGCAGACCUUCACGCGCCAGCUCUACCCGCAGCUCGGGAAGGCGGUGGGGCACUCGCAGAUGCUGGGGGACCCGCUCGGCGCCCUCUCGACGCUCGGAUCGGGCCUCAAGGGGUGCGCCACCUCCGCGAGCACUUGCUCACCGGAGGCCGCUAGCCGCUACCUGCUCGGCGGCGUCGGCGGGUUUCUGUUCGGCCCGCUGCGCCACAUCGCGGCUUCGCUCAACUCGGUGGUGGGCCGGAUGAACCGGCCGGACGACCCCCUCCUCGACGGCAGCCCGAACGCGCAGCCCGGCCGGCGGAGGGACGGCUCGAUCCGCGUGCCGCGCGGCAAGGACGCGCUGCGCACGUUCGGCUCCGGCUUCAGCGGCAUCGUGUUGAAGCCGGUCGAGGGCCUGCACAAGGACGGCGCGCUCGGCGCCGCCAAGGGCGUCGCCGAAGGCCUGGGCGGCUGCGUCGUCAACAGCGCCGUCUCGGCGCCGCUGCAGUUCGCCGCGUGGCUGUCGUCGGGCGCCGAGCAGUACGCGAUGCGCCAGAUGCCGCGGCUGGCCGGCUCGGUGCUGCCUCCGCUCCGGCCGGCGCGAGAUGCGAUGAUGCGGCUCGAGCCGCGAGAGUGCUAA
Molecule: messenger RNA, 2784 nt
Organism: Emiliania huxleyi CCMP1516
Lineage: Eukaryota; Haptophyta; Isochrysidales; Noelaerhabdaceae
Exons: 18
Coding region: 1-2784 (927 amino acids)
Biological process (GO): protein targeting to vacuole; protein retention in Golgi apparatus
Cellular component (GO): extrinsic component of membrane
Source: RefSeq, a predicted model, not a curated record